AUGGAUCGCCUGAAAGUGAAACGUGCCAGCCGUCGUACACAAACAACGAAGCUCAUCAACGACGCCACGGCUGCGCUGAACGAUGGAUCUACCAGAUUGGAUGUGAUCAACAGCCUACUGGAACGACUCACAGUAAGUCACAGUGACUUGACUACUCUCAACAAAGAGAUAGAACCGCAUGUGCGAGAGGAGGAACUCGAAAGCGAGUACGUCACUGUGAUGGACUAUGAAGACAGAGCGACGGAAACGAUUGCCAACCUGCGUUGGAGACUGUCGCAAUCUCAGACGUCGCCGUCUCCAUCGCAGCUUUCUAACGUACAGACAGACGUAUCAAGAACGCCGCAUGCCCCACGUCCUGGAGUGAAACUUCCUAAGCUUAGCCUACAGCAAUUUCGUGGGGACCUCUCUGAUUGGCAAGGGUUCUGGGAACAGUUCAGAACAACGGUUCACGACAACGAGGGGCUAAGCAAGAUCGAAAAGUUCCACUAUCUCCGUUCGCUAUUGCAUGGUCCAGCAGCUGGAGCUAUCGCCGGCUUGCAGACAUCGGAGGCAUCAUACGACGACGCGGUGGAAAUCCUUUCACAGCGUUUUGGUGACCGCGGGCGGAUAGAAAAACAAUAUCUCUCUAAGCUCCGCAACCUAUCGGCCGUUACAUCAGCAGAUGACAUAUAUGGACUGCGUAAGCUAUACGACAACGUACAGAUGAACGUCCGUGGUCUCCGAUCCCUGGGAGUUUCCAGCGCGAACUAUUCUGCUAUGCUGUCUGAAAUCCUAUUGUCGUCACUCCCAACGGACAUUGUGGUGGAAUACCAUCGCUCUACAAAUCGUAAACAGCAGGACGAGGACAGCUCCGAAUCGAACUCAACGCACGGCGCUUCGGACGCAUCGACGGACGCCACAUCCGAGGCCACGAGAGAACUAAACAAUAUACUUCGUUUCUUUCGGAUCGAGGUAGAAAGUCGAGAACGCAGCGGAUUGGCUCCUGAUAGAAAGAAACCUUCCAUAGCGCCCAAGAAACGACAGGGCUUCAACCACCGCAGUACGCCUUCGGCCGCGGUACUCCACAGCGCCUCAGUUCCUAAGUGCGGCUGCCUCUUUUGUUCGGAUACUGCGCACACAACGGACAACUGUGCUGGACCACUUCCAUUGGAUCGGCGGAAGAAGAGGUUGGCUGAUGAUCGACGCUGUUUCCGGUGUACCAAGCGAGGUCACAAUGCCAAAGAAUGCCGAGGAAAAAUGCAUUGUCCGAAAUGCGGUGGGAGGCAUGCCGUGGCGAUGUGCGACCCGUCCUGGACGCCUCCGAAGAAAAACGCUGACGGUGCAACAGCUACUAUGCUGGCAGCUGAAGACACCCCUGCGGAGAGUAACACUGUGCUGCUGCAAACUUUCCGCAGUUGGGUCAUGGGCGACCAUAAAUGCACGUACAUACGGGGCGUAAUUGAUGGAGGCAGUCAGCAGACCUUUAUCCGAAAAGAUGUGGCCGACAAACUUCGCCUCAAUGUGCUAGGCAACAUCGCGGUGAGCCUUAACACUUUUGGCAGUACUACCGCCACCCAACAACGACAACGAUGCAAUGUAGUGGAAGUCCGGUUGCGGAGUCAGUUCGCACCAACGGAAUUUACUGUGCAAGCUGUCACCGUACCCUUCAUCUGUCGUGACAUUUGCAAAACUGCAGUGGAAGACGAACUCGCUCGGGCCAUACGUGCGGAUGGUGGCUACAUAGCUGACGAACUGCUGUUCCCCGACAUACCCGCUGAGUCCGGUGUUUCUCUACUGUUGGGCUGCGAUCAACUCUGGAAUCUCACUACCGGAAAAAUUAAACGCAGCACAUUCACCGGAGGACUGGUUGCCAUCGAGACAAGGCUGGGCUGGACUUUCCAGGGUCCCAUGUCUACAUAUAGCUGCACAUCAGACUCGAACGCUAUGAUUUGUGUGUUGAAGGCAGGAGUACACCUACAAGAGGAAAGAGCCACUUCGCUUCGCACCUUGCGGGAGCUGGAGGGCAGCGGUAUUGCUGACGAACCCGAAAGCAACCGUGAAAUCGACUACCGCGGAUGCGACGACUUCCGGGAAAAUGUCACAAUGCAAGAGGGGCGAUACGUAGUUGCACUGCCAUGGAAGUCCGCUGAAUGCCAUCUUCAUGACAACCGCAAGGUGGCCCAGAGCCGACUGGUGAGACUCGUACGGCGCUUGGAGAGGGAGAGAGCUCGCGAUGACUACGAUCUUCUUACCAACGCAUCUACACCUGAGGAGGUGAAAAGCAUCGUCGAUUCGACGAACAGGAUAAUGAGCGCAUCUGGAAUGGAACUUAGAAAAUGGGCAUCGAACUUGACCGAACUACAAAACUGCUUCGAUGACGAUUUUUUGGAGGUCUCAGAAACACAUCGGGCCAUGACAACAGAAGAGGUAACGAGAAUGCUGGGAAUUACCUGGGAUAGAACGGGAGACAUGCUCAGCACCCUUACCCCAUUGAAACAGACUUUGAAAGGAGAUAAACAAUUAUCUCCUUUCGGGGGGGAGGAUGUUGAGAAAACAAGUGCAGAUGGCCAAAAGGCCAUGCAUGUUGAGUGGACGCUCCCUUUCAAGGAACCCCACUGUGAGCUACGACGACGGUCGUCCUCGGCUGUAACCUGA
Messenger RNA from Ornithodoros turicata, 2634 nucleotides. RefSeq lists its product as uncharacterized. The record is from RefSeq and is a predicted model, not a curated record. The transcript has a single exon. Gene Ontology annotation, molecular function: zinc ion binding; nucleic acid binding. The coding region runs from base 1 to 2634 and encodes 877 amino acids. NCBI's taxonomy places the organism in Eukaryota, Metazoa, Arthropoda, Arachnida, Ixodida, Argasidae.